AUGGCGGCCACAGCAGCAGCAGGCUGCAAGCGCCACGUCCUUCGUCCGCUACCCUCGCCCGCCGCGGCGGCUCGUUUAACUCCCACGAGAACGGCAGUGACGCUGUCUGCGCGUUGCGCAUCAAAGCUUCCCGCCGUCCGUGCUACCGCUGCGCCAUCCGCGGGGAAGCAGCAGUCGCCGCCGGCAACGGCGGGGCCGGCGCAACACGCGGCGAUGUCGCACGGCGCCCGCGGGAGCAAGGACACUGCGAUACGCGCGACGCCGUCGUUAUCCGUCAUCGAGCGGGAAGUCACUUCCCCAGACGUUAACGGAACUUCUGCUUCCGUCAAUCUGUCGAAGCAACAACUGGAGCUGGAAAUCCUGCCUUCGUUCGCGCCGCAAGAGCUCACAGCCGCAGCAGACAUCUCAGAAGCCUUCCUCUCUCCGGAAUCCUCCGCACUUCUGUCGCUGCCGGUACUCGAACCCGCGACCUCUCCGCAACGGCAAGAGCCCGAGGCGGAGGCGGCGGAGGAACGCGGAAACAACAGCAGCAGCGCUGAAGUAACGAAUGAUGCGGGAAAACAAAAGGAGGACGAAAGCUGGGGCAGGCUGAUGGCGCAGGCUGGGUACUCGAAGCGCAUGGAGGCAAUCGGCGAUCAGUUCUUUGAAUCGGACUUGCGGCCUGUCGUCCUCUUCGAUGGCGUGUGCAACCUGUGCAACAAGUGGGUCAACUUUCUUCUCGACUAUGACCCCCACGGCAACCUGCGCUUCGCCUCGCUGCAGGGCGACUCGGGGAAGGCCCUUCUCCGCCGCGCUGGUCGCGACGAGAACGACCACUCGGACAUUGUCCUCGUCGCACACAACAAGGCCUAUUUCGGCUCCGAUGCAAUCCUCCAGAUCUUCUCCCGGCUGAAGCCACCUUUCCCUCUGCUGGCCGCCGCGGGCCACAUCACGCCGCACGCACUCCACAACUUCAUCUACAAGCACGUCUCUGAAAGCCGUUACACGCUCUUUGGCAAGGCUGACGCAUGCCGACUGUUUGACCCUCGGUUCGGACAACGGUUCUUGCCUAGUGACCUGAGUCAAGAGUAA
Molecule: messenger RNA, 1071 nt
Organism: Closterium sp. Naga37s-1
Lineage: Eukaryota; Viridiplantae; Streptophyta; Zygnematophyceae; Desmidiales; Closteriaceae
Source: the annotation of a GenBank genome assembly